CUCCCCGGCGGCUUGAUGCCGCGGUGGGUCCGCGUGGCUUGUCUUGUCUUGCGAGCGAUCAGGAACAUAUAGAUAUCAAUGUAGCUGCGCCGCGCCGAGCUUCCGUCGCCGUGUUGGCUCAAUAUUUACGUGCAAGCGACCCCCCUCCCAUAUCCAAAGCGCGCCCGGGUGUUGGCAGCGUCGCGUCCGUUGGCCCCUGCAAUAGCGGUGCCCGCCAGAGCCCCAUCGCGCAGGUCCAGGCUCGCAACCACUCGACGGCCUGCUGUGAGGCUCAUGGCGUCCACCCUGUCCGCCCUUCCAUUCCUGACGAAAGUUGCAGAAGCUCUACCAGACAAGUAAUGGCAUGCUGACGCUCUACAUCGCGAAGGCAGGGUAGAAAGGACCCGCAGCAAGUACAUAAGCGACCACGAGGGUUGUUGGCCCUCAGCCCGUCAGGAGGAGAAGAGGAGAGAGGCAGAACAGUGGCCAGAUGAUAGGGAAGUAAGCUGCCGUCCGAAUCAACCGAACGGGUGUCGUCCUUGCAAGCGCAGCCCAAACACAUCGGUAACUUCCUUGUGGCCACACCUUCGUAGCAGCCACUCAUUUAUCGCUCAUGCCAAGGUUUCCUUCGCGGUAUCUCUCAUCGUCGCGGUUAGUGUUGGUAUUGCGGGUCUUCGUAUUCAGAUCGUGAUGCAUUCGCAUUUUGGCUAUCAUUUGACGGCUCGGUCUCCAAUGUCGUGCAGCAUACUUGAUUUUCAAUACGAUUUGUUUCAGGAGUUUUGCCUGUUCUGAUAGGUAUUUCAGCCUCAUGGUCGUUCUGCCGUUGGUCCUGGUGGCAUUUUUGCUCUUGUGGCUCUUGGUCUGGCUCUCUCGGUCUCCGUUUCUCCAUUGUCUUCUUCUUCGUCUUAUUCCCUUCCUAUCCAGUUCUUCUGGCCCAGCGUUGCUUGACAGGGUGUGCAAUGGCAGUUCCAGCGUCAAUUCCAAACUGGCAGAACAUGUUCAAUUUAGGCUUUGGCAAGUGUCCUCUGUCAUUUGCCCUCUGUCCUCUGCCCUUGGUCCUCUUCCUUUUCCCCUUUGUCCUUUUCCUUUGUCCUCUGCUGUCCUCUGCCCUCUGCCUUAUGUCCGCUGUUUCUCUUCUCUUUCUCCCUCUCUUUCUUGUCUCCCGUCCUGUCCUCUCUGGUCUUGUCCUGUCUUCUCAUCUCCCUCUCAUCUCCUCGCAUGUUCUUCCUCUCUUCGUCUUGAGGGGAGGACAAGAGCAACCCAAUCGGC
Molecule: messenger RNA, 1248 nt
Organism: Prorocentrum cordatum
Lineage: Eukaryota; Dinophyceae; Prorocentrales; Prorocentraceae
Source: the annotation of a GenBank genome assembly